AUGAGAUUUGCUGAUGUCUUGGUCGAUUUUCUUAAUGCCUUGGUAGAUUUUCUUAAUGCCUUGGAAGAUUUUCUUAAUGCCUUGGUAGAUUUUCUUAAUGCCUUGGAAGAUUUUCUUAAUGCCUUGGAAGAUUUUCUUAAUGCCUUGGAAGAUUUUCUUAAUGCCUUGGUAGAUUUUCUUAAUGCCUUGGAAGAUUUUCUUAAUGCCUUGAUCCAAGAGGAUCCAAGAUCCAAGAGGGUCCAAGAUCCAAGACGAUCCAAGAUACAAGAGGAUCCAAGAUCCAAGAGGAUCCAAGAUCCAAGAGGAUCCAAGAUCCAAGAGGGUCCAAGAUCCAAGACGAUCCAAGAUACAAGAGGAUCCAAGAUCCAAGAGGAUCCAAGAUCCAAGAGGAUCCAAGAUACAAGAGGAUCCAAGAUCCAAGAGGAUCCAAGAUCCAAGACGAUCCAAGAUCCAAGACGAUCCAAGAUACAAGAGGAUCCAAGAUACAAGAGGAUCCAAGAUCCAAGACGAUCCAAGAUACAAGAGGAUCCAAGAUCCAAGACGAUCCAAGAUCCAAGACGAUCCAAGAUACAAGAGGAUCCAAGAUCCAAGACGAUCCAAGAUACAAGAGGAUCCAAGAUCCAAGACGAUCCAAGAUACAAGAGGAUCCAAGAUCCAAGACGAUCCAAGAUACAAGAGGAUCCAAGAUCCAAGAGGAUCCAAGAUCCAAGAGGGUCCAAGAUCCAAGAGGAUCCAAGAGGAUCCAAAAUCCAAGAGGGUCCAAGAUCCAAGACGAUCCAAGAUACAAGAGGAUCCAAGAUCCAAGACGAUCCAAGAUACAAGAGGAUCCAAGAUCCAAGACGAUCCAAGAUACAAGAGGAUCCAAGAGAACACAUCUCUCCCCUGUCAAAAACAUCGAAGCCCGCGUCGGACCCCGCGUCGGACCCCGCGUCGGACCCCGCGUCGGACCCCGCGUCGGACCCCGCGUCGGACCCCGCGUCGGACCCCGCGUCGGACCCCGCGUCGGACCCCGCGUCGGACCCCGCGUCGGACCCCGCGUCGGACCCCGCGUCGGACCCCGCGUCGAAACCCCGCGUCGAAGCCGGCUUCGAAACCCCGCGUCGAAGCCGGCUUCGAAACCCCGCGUCGAAACCCCGCGUCGAAACCCCGCGUCGAAACCCCGCGUCGAAACCCCGCGUCGAAACCCCGCGUCGAAACCCCGCGUCGAAACCCCGCGUCGAAACCCCGCGUCGAACCCCGCGUCGAAGCCAGCCAGUAAUUGGGUAG
Messenger RNA from Procambarus clarkii (red swamp crayfish), 1266 nucleotides. NCBI's taxonomy places the organism in Eukaryota, Metazoa, Arthropoda, Malacostraca, Decapoda, Cambaridae. The record is from RefSeq and is a predicted model, not a curated record.